UGUCGGCAAAGGGCGGAACUGCGAGUGACGAGCAGGCGCUGCUGUCGCGCUGCGCCGUCCCCUGGCCUCGGUGGUCACUGUCUUUGUUAGGGGCGGACAGCCGGCAGGCCCAGAAGGCCCUUUCGCUGCUCAGUUCCUGAAAAGGCACGAGAAAGAGUAGGAGCCAGGAAGUGAGCUUUACCUGGACUUUAUCCCAUUCAGUCCUCCGCGUCCUCUCCGUGCCGGGAGGACAGGAGAGAGUGUGACGCCGGUGACGUCACGACCAGCGUCUCCGCCAUCUUCCUUGUGGGCAGAGAGGCGGCCGUCGAUGCUGCUGCCCGGCGGGCGCGGGGUCCUCCUGGGCCUGGCCGCGGUGGCGGCCGCGGCGGUGGCAGCGCGGCUGGCGGGCUGGUGGGGCCCCCGCGCUGGCUGUCGCCUCUUCACACCCGGGGAGCUGGCCCGCCACCGCGGCGGCCCCGGGGAGCCAGGCCUCUACCUGGCGCUGCUCGGCCGAGUCUACGACGUGUCCUCCGGCCGCAGGCAUUACGAGCCUGGGGCUCCCUAUAGCGGCUUCGCAGGCCGAGACGCAUCCAGAGCGUUUGUGACUGGGGACUACUCUGAAGCAGGCCUUGUGGAUGAUGUAUCGGACUUGUCAUUUUCUGAGAUGCUGACACUUCAAAAUUGGCUAUCAUUCUAUGAGAAGAAUUACGAAUUUGUUGGAAGGGUGAUUGGAAGGUUCUAUGGAAAGGAUGGGCUCCCCACCUCGGCACUAACCCAGGUAGAAGCCAUGAUCACCAAAGGCUUGGAGGCAGACAAACAGGAACUGAAAGAGAAGAACAAGUUUCCACCAUGCAACACGGAGUGGAGCGCAGCCAGGGGCAGCAGGUUCUGGUGUUCCCAAACGAGUGGAGGCGUGAGCAGAGACUGGACUGGUGUCCCCAGGAAGCUGUACAAGCCGGGUGCCAAGGAGCCCCGCUGUGUGUGUGUGAGAACAACCGGUCCCCCUAGUGACCCAGCACCGGACAACCCUACACACAGAGAUCGUGGGGACUUGGACCACCCCAACUUGGAGGAAUAUACAGGCUGCCCACCCCUGGCCAUUACAUGCUCUUUCCCACUCUAAGCUGGUGCCCUACCUGUUGAUAACCCACAGAGAAGCCUAAUGAGCCCUGACUCAUGUGCACUAGGAUGGCUCCUGACAUCGAACAAGGGGGCCUGGAAGGACUCUGGCCUCUGCAAAUGUGGCCCAUGACCCUCACCAGCGGCUCACCAUUCUGGUGACUGAGGCCAGAGGUCGGCAACUCGCCUAGUAUUGGUCAGCCCGUUUUUGCCACCGUUCCCUCAGAUCUACCUGCCAUCCUCCUUCAGAGCCCUCGAAUGUUAAUGAACACAAAUAUGACCAACUCAAAACUAACUGAACAGACAAGCAACGGGCUGUAAGCUCCAAUCCUUCCCAUGGACUCCCAGGCUGCCAGAUCGGCUGCUGGCCUCGUCAGGGGCACUGGCAAAAAGGGACUACAUCACUCUCUUACAACUCAGAAACAAGAGGAUACAUCCAGAAAAGACCAAAAAUGAAUGAAUAAAUAAACAAACAACAAAAAAAACGGCAUCAACAUACUCUCUUCCAUCCCCGAUGGCUAAACUUGUUACCCCUGACUUUUAUAACCUUUUUUCUUUCCUUUUUUUGUUAAUACUCAACCGAGGAUAUUUUUAGGGAGAGUAGAAGAGAGAGGGAAAGAGAGAAACAUCGAUGU
Myotis myotis is the source of this 1733-nucleotide messenger RNA. RefSeq names its product neuferricin. Gene Ontology annotation, cellular component: membrane; endomembrane system. The record is from RefSeq and is a predicted model, not a curated record. The transcript has 4 exons. The coding region runs from base 308 to 1102 and encodes 264 amino acids. NCBI's taxonomy places the organism in Eukaryota, Metazoa, Chordata, Mammalia, Chiroptera, Vespertilionidae.